CAGGACUUCUAGGGAUAACAUUAUUUGCGACUUUGGAGACUUCUCCAUGUGUUCAAACCGCCACGUUUGAGGCAGCGAUGCACUGCGACUCUGCCAGCGCCUCCCCUCAAGACCUCAUGGUUUUGCGACCACUCCCACCAUAGUACGCGCUCUGGAAGCCACGCGCCAUGGCUCUCGAGCCUGGUCCCGCCCGGUCACUCUCCCCGGAGAGCUCUGGACGCAAUACGCCAACCCCGCGACAAUGGAGGAACCAGCUCAGCUCAGAAGAGCCGCCGCUCAAAGACAAAGCCUACCGAAAGUAUGCGUCCGGCGUCGAACGAGCCCUGUCGUUGUUCGACACAGCACUCCUGGAAUGGGCAGACUACAUAUCCUUCCUGAGCAGGCUGCUCAAGGCCCUGCAGGCACGACAAGCCAGCAUCACAACCGUACCCUCCAAAACCUUGGUGGCGAAACGUCUCUCCCAGUGCCUCAACCCAUCUCUCCCCUCGGGCGUACAUCAGAAGGCACUCGAGGUGUAUAACUAUGUCUUCUCCAUCAUUGGCAAGGAUGGCCUCGCUAAGGACCUCCCUCUAUACCUCCCUGGGCUCUCUACGACUCUCUCAUUUGCCUCUUUGACUGUACGGGCCCCCUUUCUCGAGCUUCUCGAGAGAUACUUCAUCGAGCUGGACCCCCGAUCCCUGCGGCCUGCCAUGAAAUCCGUCAUAUUGGGACUGCUGCCUGGGCUGGAGGAGGAGACAAGCGAGGAUUUUGACAGGACUCUGAAACUGUUAGAGAACUUCAAGGUCGCCAUCCGUUCGCCAGACAGCCAAUUGCUCACAGCAAUCCAUUCGACUGGCGACGAAUUCUUCUGGCAAUGCUUUUUCUUAGCUGCAAUUACUAGUCAGAGCCGUCGUCCGGGUGCUUUGGCGUAUCUCGUUCGAAAUCUCCCACAAUUAGGACAUUCCCUGUCGAAUGAACCAACGGCCACGAAAUCCAAGGGUGAAGACUCAGAGGAAGCCGGAUUAUCCGAGGAGUUGACAAGUCUCGUGACGUCCCCUGAACCUGGCUUGCUUUUGAGAUGUUUCGCCGCCGGUCUCGUCGAUGAACAACUUCUUAUUCAGCGGGGAUUCCUCGACCUUUUAGUAACACACCUGCCUCUGCACUCCAAAGUACUGCAGAAACGGGUCAAACCUGAAGACUUGGAGCUUUUGCUUCGUGCCGCUGCCGGCGUCGUCACCCGGAGAGACAUGAGCCUGAACCGACGUCUGUGGGCUUGGUUCUUAGGCCCCGAACCUGCGAGCCAGGAGAACGAGAAUGGUCUCGACUCCCCAACAUCACCAUCAGAUACCCCCCACGCGUACUUCUCCACGAAGACGAGCUACUUUGAAGAGUACGGGCUGCAAGCUCUGACGCAGGCACUAUUAUCCAUGAUCAAGACUGCGUCUGACAGCAACCCAACUGAACGAGCGCGUCCAUACCGGAUAUGUCUGUCCUUGAUGGAUAGGUGGGAGAUCGGUGGUGUUGUGGUACCUGAAAUCUUCCUCCCUGUCGUAAAAAGUGUCAGGGACUUCAAGACAGGGGUUGCUGGCAAGGCCGAGUUUAACGAAGUCCUGCGCAGCGCGAGCGUCUUCUUCGAUGGCGUUGAAAGUGGACUUAUUUAUAGUGAACUCAUUGGGCUCAUAGCUCAAGCUAUCGGCCCUGGAGCCACGGGUUAUGCAGAGCGCCUUGAUAAUCUCUCUUUGGUCCAGUUCAUCAUGGAUCAUUUUAACAUCAAGGAAGAAGAAAUGGUCACUAUUCAUGCUCCUCUGGCAGCCUUGUCAAUCUUAGCAAUGCUGGAGGAUUGCAGGGAACGGGACAACCGAUCCACGACACUGACUGAGAGUGCAAAGGCUGCCUUGUCAGAUCAGGCGCUGAACAUUGUCCUGAAUCUCUUGGAGCUCGUCCCAGAUCGAGCUUUCCCCGUCAAAUCGGGACAGAGGGAUUCGGUAGGAUCCUUGGAGGGUCCCGUCAUAGCAUCCAUGUCGAACAAUGACCUUCUCAAGAAGAUCAAGAAUUUCUAUGUUACUGAUCAGGGAAAUCUCGAGGCUAGUAACACCCCCUUCUCUGCGCGGAAUGUUGGGGCCCUCCUGUUGCAAAAAGCCGGUAAUCUGACAUGUGAAUGCUUGGCUGAGGAAAACUCAACCCAAGCAUUGGCAAUCAGGAGUCGAGUCCUAGCAAUGUUGUUGUCCAAGGUGCCGCAGGAGUAUCAAGUGGAGAUCGAGAGGUUACUGUCAGCCAUGCAAGCCAGGUUGUCUGUCGUCGAUCUGCCUUUCGUCUCUUUCAAAUCAAUCUUGUCGUUGUCCACACAGCUCUACAGCGGAGCGAGAAUACCCACGACCUCACUGUCGUCCUUGGUCGAGCCGUUGGUUCGUCAUGCCUGGGGAUUCUUGUCCCUGUCAGAGCCGAAAUACCAUGUGGAGACAGUGCGGUGUCUGUGGCAAUUGCAGUCAGCGCUGACGGUUCAAAAUCGUGACAUAGAAGGCGCUAUUGCAGCCCUGAUGCAGAAAAACGACACAAACGGUACAUUCGCCAUUCGACCAGCAGAACCUGGCCGGAGCUUCAGCAUUCUCUGGUCACACACGCUGCAAGACAGUACUGACCGACGAGCCCCCAAGACCCCGACGGUAGACCUGAAGGCUGUACCUCGAGUAUCUGGACAAGAUUACUACGAAGUAAUGUUGACUCGACCCUUAUUCCUGAUGCUCGAUGCUCUCUCGGAUGAUCGAACGCAGCUAUUCAUGGCGGUAAAGACUUGGCUUAAUAGCAUGGUCGGUAUCGAGAAACUUUUCCUGGUGUUUGUGACAAAACUUUCACAACUCUCGUUCCUAAGAACACUACCAAAGACACCGAAUGCGACGGUGUCAAGUCACUCCAUCGCAUUUACAGCAGAAGACGACCUGGACCUGGCCUUGUACUACCUACGUACGCUUUCCAACAUGUUUCGGUGGGCGCCGGAUGCGUUCUGGGGAGUGCUUGCAACUCGGUCGAUCGAGGAGCCAGACUCGAGUGUGAUAGAAAUCACGAUUACCGAAAGCGAUGUCUCCUUGCAAGAGUUCUUCCUACAAGUCUGUUUGAGAUGCAUCGCAGGCAAUAAAUUCCCUGGAGACAUGCAAGUGCAGCUACGCAUUGCUCAACUUCAUCGAUGCGCUCUCACCCUCCUCCACCAGAUUCUCUUGAGCCCUUAUGCGGAAUCACUGUCAAAUCUGCAUCUAGAGAAUAUUUUGAUCGAGCGACUCCACCAAUCACUGGAUGGGCCAGAUCCAUAUGUCCAGGUCUUGCUCCUCGACGUCGUUUUCGCGUCACUUAAGCUGCGGGAUGUCUCUCCAAAUGAACUUCCUUCAUCACCUACGGGUGAAAAACGGGCCUUGAGCUAUCCGUCAGGUAGCGUACGCAUGUCAUCUGGGACUGUUGAACACGUACCUGACAAUACACCUCCACCUCCCUCGUUACUGAAGUGCAUUCAGGCUGGCUUAGGCUCGUCUAGCAGCCGCCCAGUGCUAGAUAGCUGGGUUGGGUUCUUGACGGAAUGUUUGCCCUUCUAUGCCAACUCCGUCUUUCAGGUGCUCAUACCAUUAGUUGGGACUUUGUGUGAGCAAGUGGCAAGUACUUUUGAGGAUCUUCAGAAGACGUUCAAACAGAAUGGAAAGACGUCGGUCGGCAUCAAUGCACCCGAAUCGACGCUGAUAUCAUUACUCAAUGCACUUGAGCAAGUUCUGGCCAAAGCCCACGAUCAACUCUUGGCUGAGGAGGCUAGAACCCACGUCACCAAGAGCCCAGAUCAACCGGCUGGGUUCUUUGGCAACAUGGUGUCUGGAGUAUUUAAUUCGGAGGCUCCACAAUCGCGCAGCGCAACGGCAAAUGACAGACUCACGGUGUUACUUGCGUUCCAAGACGCGGUACGCAUCUGUUUCCGAAUCUGGUCUUGGGGUCAAGGGAGUGAAGCGUCGACUCUGGAUACUGACUCGGCUUCAUCCUUCCUCUAUACUUCCCUGCGCAUGCGGAACCGUGCCCGCCGGCUCCUCGAACAUGUCUUCGCCGCCGAGGCCCUGGAGUGUCUCGAGACUGUGGUUGGUAUCUGGCGUGCGUCAUUGAGCAGCCCAGAUACAACGAAGCACUCAGAGGUUUUCAAACUGCUCCCAGCUCUGGACGGUUCUCGUCCACGAUACACCAUCCCCGCCAUUUUCAACGCAAUCUACAGCCGUACCAACCCAGGUGCGCUCGAUCCGGGUAGAAAGUCGACCUUGACCAUAUCUUUACAGGAUACUGAUCUGGUCAUAUUCUUGGUUGACUAUGCCCGGUCUCUCGAAGACGACGCGAUGGAUGAGAUCUGGCAGGACUGCAUGAUAUUUCUCCGAGACCUCCUGGGCAACCCCUUUCCACAUAGGCAAACUUUGCCGAGCUUGCUGGAGUUUGCCGCUAUCUUGGGCGAAAAGGUGGACAAUACGAAUUUCGGCGAGCAGCGGAAGAUGCGGAGAGACCUAGGCGAUUUGUUUCUCCGACUCCUCACUGCUCUCUUCACAACGAGGCCAACGUCAUUUUCCGAAAACUCGACCACCUCCCAGUCGGACAAGCCAAAGUCUGAGGAUCGACACGUCUCACCCGCGAGAAGCCCUGCGGAAAGGGCUGAUGAUGUUGUUGGAAUUCUUUCCACCAUCGUACCUAAUUUACCCAAGAUCCUCGUAGAGUCUGAUCGUGUCCUGACAGCAGCUGGUGCCAUUUCAGCAAACGUCAUCGGUCCGACGAUUCGCUCCAAGGGAUUCCCUGAGACCAUAUCCAAGAGCAACUUGACUCUUCUCCAGGAACUGGCCAGACUCCCCAACAACCAGAAGACAUGGAAGAAGGACGUCGGCGAUGCUUUUAACGAUGCGCGUUUCUUCGGGUCAUCCGUUGCACUGGUCCAAAGCGGCUGGCUGCCACUGUUCAAGCAGUGGACUGUCACAGACAAAGAUCGCAUGACUGAAAUUCUUAGCCGCAUCACGCCACCUACAACCGCAGGCAUUGUUUUCGGCGUAGGUGCCACGUCUGCGAGGCUUGAAGCGGACCGCAAAACGCAGCUAAACCUUCGUCGCGUAGCAACGCUGAUUCUCGCCUGCGGAACCGACACCUUCGUGGCGGAUCUUCCUACCAUACUUGAGCGACUCGUUGAACUCAUGGGCGCAACCUCAACCUCCUCGCCAUCCUCGACCACCAGGGCCGAAAUCUACAUGGUUGUCCGCGCCCUGGUCCUCCGCACAUCAGCAAUGCAUCUCUCACCCCUAUGGCCCGUCAUCAACGCCGAGCUGCACGCAGCCAUCUCGUCUGUCGCCUCGCCCGACCACAGCGCCAGCAGCGACACGUAUAACAACAUGUCGACCCUGCAGGCCUGUAAGCUCCUCGACCUGCUCAUCUGCGUGGCCCCCGACGACUUCCAGCUGCACGAGUGGCUCUUCGUCACCGACACCAUAGACGCCAUCUACCGUUCGCCCUCGUACCAGCCCGUCGCCCUCGUUGACGAGCUGUCCGAGGAGCUCGGCAACAGCUCCAUCGCCAACAACUCGGCCCUGCAGACCGAGUCCGCUGCCAUUAUGGCCGCUUCGGGGUCUUACAGGCGGCCGCUACUAGGGCCGGGGGGCAUCAACGAUGAGCUGGCCAUGGAUCGCAAGGACGAGUUGGUCGCCAAGAUUUUGAGGCCGUUCUUUGGGCAGUUAAGCAUCUUUGCCUUUGAGUCGACGUACUCCAUGGGCGCGCUGGAUGAGGAGGCCGCACUGAAGGGGCUGUUGAGGGAUUUGUGUGAUGAGCGAAGCAUUGUGAAGGCGCUUUAGAGAAGUGGUGGGGUGGGAAGGACGAGGAGUGGGAGGUGGGUGUCGCUAGGCAGAGUUGCAUACUAGAUAGGAACAUGCAAGGUUUGGGAUCGGGUGAGAGGAAUGAAGCACUUAUUCAAAGCUUUUUUACUCAUUAGGCUUAUGGAUUGAACAUAUGCUAGCCGUGUUUCUACUUCCCUGGGGCCUGAAACAUUCGGUCGGCUACCUACUCAUAGGCUACAGGGUGCCUAACCGCACGGCGCUAAGAAAGUCAACAUGCUACAGCCUCGUCAGAUUCUUUUUGUAGCUCAUUGCUGGAUUCCAAUGUCCAAGAGCCAUCGGAUGUUGACGUGUCCCUUUUCCGGCGUUGGCAGUCGACAAAGGGACUUGUAAGUAGUGACUCACCUUUGUCCUAUGCCACCUUGAUAGCGCCCGGUGUCUGCGAACUUAAUUGUGUCUUGUAGAUCAAAAACGACAACUUCAUCUCCGUUUGGUCUUAG
Molecule: messenger RNA, 6298 nt
Organism: Pseudomassariella vexata
Lineage: Eukaryota; Fungi; Ascomycota; Sordariomycetes; Amphisphaeriales; Pseudomassariaceae
Product: putative regulator of reproduction dopa
Exons: 5
Coding region: 168-5819 (1883 amino acids)
Biological process (GO): Golgi to endosome transport
Cellular component (GO): endosome; trans-Golgi network
Source: RefSeq, a predicted model, not a curated record